Messenger RNA from Aaosphaeria arxii CBS 175.79, 306 nucleotides. RefSeq lists its product as uncharacterized. The transcript has 2 exons. The record is from RefSeq and is a predicted model, not a curated record. The coding region runs from base 1 to 306 and encodes 101 amino acids. Lineage: Eukaryota; Fungi; Ascomycota; Dothideomycetes; Pleosporales.
AUGAAGAUCGUCACAGUCUUCCUCAUGAUGGCCUUCGCUGCUACCACCAUGGCCGCUCCUCCGAUGGGACAGUCAGUUCAUCCGGCUGAGCAGUCUGCUCCUCCAGCUAAGCAAGCAUCUCCUCCGGCUGAGCAAGCCGGUGAUCCAGACAAGGGCUGCAAGUUGUGCCGCGAGCAUUUCGACAACUGCAAGAAGUCCUGCUGGUGGUGGUUCGACCCGGCUGCAUGUGAUCGUUCAUGCCAGAUCGAGACUUGUCACUUUCUCCCUCAUGACCUCUGCAAGCACUGCGGCUUCAACAUCUGCUAG